Messenger RNA from Penicillium lagena, 837 nucleotides. RefSeq lists its product as uncharacterized. NCBI's taxonomy places the organism in Eukaryota, Fungi, Ascomycota, Eurotiomycetes, Eurotiales, Aspergillaceae. The transcript has a single exon. The record is from RefSeq and is a predicted model, not a curated record. The coding region runs from base 1 to 837 and encodes 278 amino acids.
AUGGAAAGCAAACUCAUAACCUUGGACUCAAUCAACUAUUAUGUGCUCCAUGAAGGCGCAAAAGACAGACCAUUGGUCAUUCUUUGUCAUGCACUGAUGGCAAAUCACCACAUGUGGGAUUCAACUGUCGGUGACCUUCACAAGGCUGGCUUUAGCACCUUGCGAUUCGACCAUAUCGGACAUAACAAGACGACUUUCUCUACCUCGGAGGCCGCGACACGAGAAUACCAUUUCGACGAUGUCGUCAGACACAUUCAUGAGCUUGUCCAACGAGUAGCGCCAGGGCAGGCCCCCUUUGGAUUCGUCGGCUGCAGCGUUGGUGGAGUACUCGCAAUUCGCUACGCACAAAUGUACCCCGGAACCUUGAAUAAGGUUAUGUCGUGUGACGCACCAGGGUUGACGAGUUUGGAGGUAGCAAAGCCUCUAUGGAAGGCACGAAUUUCUCAGUUUCAGAAUGAAGGCGUGGAAAAUCUGGCAAAAGCCACAGUCGAACGAUGGUUUCCUGAACCGUGCCGUGAAGAAGUCCGCUCCGGAAUGCUGGAACAAACCCGAGCAUGCACAUUUGAGGGUUAUCGAGCCUGUGCUAUCGCGGUCAUGAAUUAUGACUACUUCGCCGAACUGAAGCGAAUCGAGAAGGAGCAAGUUCUAGUACUUGCUGGAGCAAAUGAUACAGCAAUCGGGCCCCGUGAAAUCCUGGUCAAUGUUGCAAAUGCAAUCCCCGGCGCCAAAUAUAUCCUGAUGGAAAAUGUCGGCCAUAUCCCUCCCUAUCACGACUCUAGUGGCUUCAACAAAAUCAUGUUGGAAUUUUUGGGAUCCAAAGAGCAAUCUCUCCUGUGA